Molecule: messenger RNA, 2181 nt
Organism: Diplodia corticola
Lineage: Eukaryota; Fungi; Ascomycota; Dothideomycetes; Botryosphaeriales; Botryosphaeriaceae
Exons: 2
Coding region: 1-2181 (726 amino acids)
Source: RefSeq, a predicted model, not a curated record
AUGGAGCGCUCCCACGUGUACGGUGUCGAGCUGUCCAGGCUCCGCAACCUGUGCAGCGAGCCCCAGCCUCUGCGAAAGAUCCACUUCCGUCUUGAAUCUGAUACCAUGCCCACGAGGGACUCCUACCUUGACCUCUACGUUCCCGAGUUUCACCAAUAUGGCUCCAGCAAAGACCGCCAAGUUCGCCAUCUCGACAUGACGUCAACCUGGAGGUCGUUGUCCACCGCUCACGCCAAAGAGCUGAAAUUCUGGGAAGACAUGUUCGCAGCUGUCCUCGAGUACACCGUCUCAAACCAUUUGAUCGACCUCGUGGAUGACAUGGAUGAGUGCAGCAUUGAUCGUUACCCGGGCGACUUAGAUGGCCGCAUCUGCACUUUUAUCACCAAGCUAGGUGCCAAGACGUUCCCAGUAAACGUUCGAGAAAUCAUAAAUUGCAUGCUGGAGCUCUACAAGCGUCAUGGAUGCCAACAUCAAUGGCUUUCCUCUGGCGGCAACUUCUACAAUGCGCUGUGCGAGUUUCUACGCACCCGUGACUGUUUUCUCGACUCGCCUCUUCAUCCCACAAUCAAAGUCACCUUUUCCGCCGCUCUCUCGGCCCAGAACGAGCCCGCUGUCGUUGGUGUCCUGAAGCGCUUCGGUCCCGUCAUGGGAUUCAGUCGACUGGACGCCUUCACAAGGGAGCAAGCUUGGUGCGAGAUCCGCCCCGCUUAUGUGGAGCCAGCCCUCGAUCCAAGCUAUUCUUCGUUCCUUGGACGCCCAGAAUAUCGUCUUGCUUCGGAUUGGGUCAAGUUUGAGUGGGACACCAACGUGGAGGGCUUUCGCGGCUAUGUUCGGCCGAUUCCAGGCCUCGGAGAAGCAGGAGUAAGCACAUGCCUCAAUGUGGACGUGGCUGUCGUGAGCCAGCGCUUCUUCCCCGGCCGCGUUGUCUUCGAGCGUAACCUCCGAGUUAAGAUUAAGCUGUCUGUAUGCCGGGUUCCCGAUGUGCCCACGGUUUCGCCGCCCAACAAAGGCAUGCUGGAUCUGCAACCUUGCCGCAAACGACGGCCUCUGUUCACUCUUACCCCAGGGCUCCAGGACUUGGGAGAAAUCAUGAAAGCCAACAAGCGUUCACAUACUGCGUCACCCACCAAAUCGGCCGAUUCCCGGCGGAAGAAAGAGAAGAAACCUAAGCCAGAAAAACUUAAAGAGAGUCUGACCGCCGGGUGGUACUCGUCCCUCCCCCUCUGGCGCAGAAACGUCCCUGCCUGGGAGGUUCUGCCCGACUGUGAGGCUGAGCUGGCCAUUAGUCCAACCCAGGUGAACAUGGUGGGAGUUUCCAAUUCAAGGCCACGGACAGCAACAUGCCUUGGAAGGUCUCUUAGCGAUGUCUUCGAGGAUACAGAAUUCUACAUACCCACACGCCCACCGCCCGUUGACGUGCAGCUGAAGUCGCGCCGGAGCGAAUCCUCACUACCACUCAGUCACACCACCAAGCUCACCAUCAUGACGAGCGACGACGAGUACAUCGUCGUCCAGCCCCACCACGCGGCCUCCUCAACCGACCUCAACGACUCCGACGCGCCCUUGGAGAUGAAGGCGACCUCGGGGCGUUCAAAGCGGCCCCGCUACUCCAUCACCCACUACCCCUGCGUCUCGACAUCACCUCACCCGGCCGAACCAGCGCCGGCACCCGCCUGCCCCGCGUCCGCACCCCACCCGUCGCGCCCCGACCGAACCGACUCCGUCCUCGGCGCCAGAAGCCACAGGAAACGACCCACAUCCACCCUGCUGUGGGCCACGACGACGACGGACGACACGACGACGGCCACGAGCCACAAACGCAGCAGCAACAGCAGCAUCGGCAUCGCCGACAACAACACCAACACCAACAACAACGACAACAACGAAGCCGAAGUCGACCCCCCCACCAGCUGUUUUCUUUCUCAAACGGGAGGAGACUGGGCGUCCGAGCGGCAGCACGUGCAGCCGUCGGAGUGGUACAUGCCGCGCGGCAACCUGGAAGAGCGCGUCGAGCGGCUGCGCAGCAGCAUCAAGGAGUGGCACGACGCCAUGGUGCUGAAGCUGGACACGCCGUGCCGGAAGACGAGGGAGGAGAGGAGCCAGGAGGGGGCGCUCGAAGAGGCGUUUCUGGUGGGGGGGAGCGAUAGCGGCGAGGAUGGGGAUGCGGAGAGUGAUGAUUGA